AUGAGUCGCACCAUUCCCAUCUGGAGCCUCAAAGGAAGGAUUCUUUCUAUUGGAUUGGUACCUUCCCAAAACGGACAGCCCGCUUUCGCCGAAUUUGUUGUUGAAACCGAUGAUGAUACAAGCGUUGUGUCUAUGGAAAGAUUCAAGCCUUUGCUGAAGUCAGUCCAUUGCAGCAAUGCUAGUUUGGCCGUCAAUUUCAAGAACCAGAAGUCGUUUGAAUACACCAAGCGUGCAUGGAAAUGGGUCAAUGAGAUUGAACGAAACACCCUUAUUGUGGUCGCCGGCACAGGUCAGUGUGGAUGGAAUACACAUAGAGUGCCUUUUGCCGUUUCGAAGAUUGAGUUUGACGACCACACCAAGACUGCAAAGUUGCAAGCUCGACGAUCAGAAUGGAAGGAUGUAUUCCAUUCCUUUGAGCUUUCAGUGGGCAGAGUGGCUAAAGAAGAAGUGUACGAUACAUGUGUCGCGCCGCAGCACAUGAAAAGAAAAGAGCACGAGAAAACCUUGACCAUGAGUUUUGAUCACCCGUGGAAACUUCCUCAGAAGGACUUUUCUACUCCCGAAGACGCUUUCUCUUUAACACUGUCGUGCGAUCAGUGUGGCACAAAAGGAAGCUUCGAACUCGGUUUCUACCUUAGGAACGAGAAACAUAUACCCAAGGCCGCAACAUUCACGCUUACACCCCACGGCGUGUCUACAAGGAUAGGGCCCAAGUUGACGUUAAGUGGAGACUUCACCGAAGAAUACUCUCAGCAGUUCGACCUUGCGAAGAUACCAAUAUACGGGUAUUCGAUACCUGGUGUCUUAGAUCUGGGCCCGGAAAUUGUCUUUAGCCUUGGUUUUAGCGUGGGUCCAGUCUCUGGUUCUGCGUCUAUUUCCUCGGGGAUAGACAUCAGCCUUCUGGACUCUGCGGAGCUCAAGAUUGACCUUCUCUCACCUCAUGUAGUGCACUCAGGGUGGACCCCCCAGGUACGUACUGAACCGGUGAAGGUAGAUGCUCAAAUCGAAGCCGGUGUCAAUAUUUAUGCCAAAGCUGCAAUUCAAUUAGCCGCUGUGGCUCUUGGUCAUGGAUUUGAAGCAGGCGUUAACUUGAAGCCUGUCCUCGGGGCUACAUUAUCUCUUUCUGAGUCAACCGCUGGAGCCUGCGUGAAUGAUGAAAAACAUCAUGUCUUUGGUGUCAGUGUGGCUCCCUCGGCUGGAGUUAGCCUUAACGCGGAGAUAACGAGGGCCAGUGACAAGGGGAAUCCAUUGGCAAAACUCACAAUUGCUGAUCUCAAGGAGGCCAUACCAGAUGCGUGUGUUGGCUUCGGUCCAGUUGUUGCAAAUAGCAGCCUACCUGCCAAACGAGAUUCAAGUGGGAUGGCGAGUAAUCAGUCCGACACUGAUUCCUUACCCACUGCUUCUUCUUCCCAGGUUCAUCGGGGAUAUCACAGGAGACACCAUCAUCAUCAUCAUCAUCAUCAUCACGGUAGAAGACAUUAG
Molecule: messenger RNA, 1482 nt
Organism: Aspergillus pseudotamarii
Lineage: Eukaryota; Fungi; Ascomycota; Eurotiomycetes; Eurotiales; Aspergillaceae
Exons: 5
Coding region: 1-1482 (493 amino acids)
Source: RefSeq, a predicted model, not a curated record